CCCGCCGCCGCCGCCACCGCAGCAGGGAGCCCGGGGUUUGCCACCACCGCAGCAGCAGCAAAUGCUGAGUUUACGGGCAACGAAUCAAGCAUCGCUCCUCAGUGCCAAUCCUAUGCUUCAGCGGGCCCUGCUCCUGCAGCAGAUGCAAGGAAACUUGCGAGGAUUUAAUAUGACAGCCCCAGCACUGCAACAGUUUUUCCCUCAGGCUACAAGACAUUCCCUGCUGGGGCCGCCACCUGUUGGGGUCUCAUUAAAGCCUGCACGGCUUGGCUUCCCAGGCCUCCCUUUCCAGCGGCAGAAUCGGAUGUUUCGCAAGGACUUCCAGAGGACCCCUGACAGGAAGCAGGAGCUGGAUCAGGGAUCAUCAUCUCAGACCCAAGGAGGUGAUGAGAAACUAGAAAUCCAAGAGGAUGCCCAGGCAGGGUCAGAACAGAACAACUGCCCUACAGAACCAGAAACUCCACCAGAAUCAAGCCUGAACACUGAGCCUGCAGCCAAGAAACUAAAGAGUGUGGAAGAACCAUCAGUGCUAGAGGAUGCUGCAAGCAGCAGGGAAGCAGACGAGCCAAGCAUGGAAAGCCAAGAAGAUGGGCCUGACACUGUGAAGGAGUACAUGGCUGAAGACGUUUCUAAAGAGAGGAACUUCUCAGAGGAACCAAAGGCUCCUGAGCAGGUACUGACUUCUGGGGGUUCACUGAAAGUGACUAUCCAGCAGAGCAGCGAGAGCAGAGCCAUCAGCACCACAGCCCUGAAGCCAGGGUACCGGACCUGUGACUUGGGCACAACUGAUGCUGGCCCUGAGCCUGUCCUUAAGUUCUACUGUUACAUCUGCAAGACCAACUGCUGCAACCAGCAGAAUUUCCAGUCCCACAUGGCUGGAAUUCAGCACCAGCAGCGACUUGGAGAGAUUCAGCACAUGAGCAAUAUCUGCUUUGUCUCACUGCUGCCUAUGGUGAAAGAGCAGAAGUCUCUGGUGGAGAAAAGUGGAGGACCCCGGCAGCGCUGGUGUAACACCUGCCAAAUACACUUCACAGGGGAUCUCAUCAAACAUCGAAGGACCCAAGAACACAAGCUGGCCAAACGCUCUCUCCGUCCCUUUUGCACUGUCUGCAGCCGCCACUUCAAGACCCCGCGCAAGUUUGUGGAGCACAUGAAGUCUCCUGAGCAUAAGCAGAAAGCCAAGGAGGUGAGGCUGGGAGAGAAGGAGCUGGGUGGGCCAGAGGACUCGGAGGAGCUAAUCACAGUGGAUGCUGUUGGCUGUUUUGAAGAGGAUGAUGAAGAAGAGGAAGAGGAGGAGGGAGGGGGUGAAGAGGAAGACUCAGAGGUGGUGCUGACAGAGAAUGAAGAUCCUAUUGCCAAGCAGGUUGGUUUGAAGGAAAUGUCUCCAGAGGAUUAUGAAGGAAAUGAGAAGUACUGUCCAGACACCGCCUAUGGCCUGGAUUUUCUGGUCCCCGUCGCAGGUUACCUCUGCAGACUGUGUCACAAAUUCUACCAUAGCGACUCUGCUGCCCGGCUCGCGCACUGCAAGUCCCUGAUGCAUUUUGAGAACUUUCAGAGAUACAAGGCAGCCAGGCUCCGUGCCACAGCAGCACACUCAGAGGCCUCUUUGCAUGCCCAGCUGUUGGAUGAUCAGAAGCAGCCUCUGGCCACUGAGACAGAAGAAGCCAAGUCUGUGAAUGCCCAUCCAGGAGCAGGAGACAAAGUUUCAGGAUUACUGGCACUAAAAAAACAAAGCUCUUGGUCUCUGGAGACCAAGAGUGAGCUGGGCACCUCUGUGAGAAGGGGUGAAAGCCUGGCCAGUGAGACUGAUGAUAUAUGUGGAGCCUUGGUCAUAGAGGAGGAAGGGAGUCGGGAGGAGGGAAACCAGACCCCUAGUUCUAGUGAAGACUGCCUCCUCCUGGAUGAGGACAGCACUACAGGGGAGUUGCUGGAACACCCUGCAUGCAAAGAGAGCAGCACCAAAACCAGGCAAUGGGAAGGCAUAGACAAAGCCCUAGCUUCAGGGAGCUCUGAGCAGGGUGAGGUAGCAAACAAAGGCCAGGAGGAAGAGGCAGCCAGUCUAACCCCAGCUGGGCGUAGACGCUCCACUCGACGCAAACUCAGAUAGAAUGGCCUUAAAGGGGAAGCCCCUUUGCAUACAAUAUUUGCUGGAAAUGUUUAUUUUCGGAGUCUUUUAAUAGAGCAAAAACCUUCAACUUUACUGCUGUUUUUAUUUUAAAAAUAAAUAAGCCUGGCUUUAGCGUGUCUAAUA
Gavialis gangeticus (Gharial) is the source of this 2251-nucleotide messenger RNA. RefSeq names its product CDKN1A interacting zinc finger protein 1 (gene CIZ1). Lineage: Eukaryota; Metazoa; Chordata; Crocodylia; Gavialidae. Gene Ontology annotation, molecular function: zinc ion binding; nucleic acid binding. Gene Ontology annotation, cellular component: nucleus. The record is from RefSeq and is a predicted model, not a curated record. Bases 62 to 2107 code for a protein of 681 amino acids. The transcript is spliced from 15 exons.